This is a messenger RNA of Cinara cedri, 296 nucleotides long. Lineage: Eukaryota; Metazoa; Arthropoda; Insecta; Hemiptera; Aphididae. The record is from the annotation of a GenBank genome assembly.
AUGCCUAUCGGUAUUGUUGUUGUUUACGUAAACAUGUUUAUCGCACAUUGAGUAAAAUCCCUAUUCUGUUUAUAGAUUUUCUUGUCGUCAAAGACCCAAAACUGCUCCGAGCGGCUCGGGGACAUUUUGUUCGGAACAAAUUCCAUUCGCACCGGCAAAACAGUACCAAGACCAAGACACCGGUCGUCGAGAUGAGUUCUGACGGAGACGACGUCGUUGUGCCGCUUACGUGGCAAUUUUUUUCAUUAAAUACCGAAAGUAGCAAAAACAUUGCGUUGGUUGGAUGGACGGAAUAA